Messenger RNA from Cucumis melo (muskmelon), 1094 nucleotides. RefSeq names its product toMV resistance protein Tm-1(GCR237)-like. Gene Ontology annotation, molecular function: catalytic activity. Bases 1 to 879 code for a protein of 292 amino acids. NCBI's taxonomy places the organism in Eukaryota, Viridiplantae, Streptophyta, Magnoliopsida, Cucurbitales, Cucurbitaceae. The transcript is spliced from 7 exons. The record is from RefSeq and is a predicted model, not a curated record.
AUGAGCCCAACAUUAGGUAACAUUGCAAGUGGUGGGAGUGAUAAAAAGCUUAUUGUGUUGAUGUUGCUUGACGAGCUCCGAUUCAUUUCCGAUUCCGUUCGAUGCAACCUCAAUUCCUUCUCUACUACUUCUUCUUUCAAGGUUGAAGUUACGAUUGUUGAUGUUUCUACCAGUCAUCAGAUUGGGAUCGACAGUUUGGAGAACAGAAAAAUUGCUCAUUUUAUAGCUGAUAAGAUCAACAAUUCAUCAGCGAAGGUUCGUGUUUGCCUGCCACGGAAUGGUGUAUCUGCUCUGGAUGCACCAGCGAAGUCAUUUUAUGAUCCUGAGGCUACUGCUACUCUUAUAGAGGAACUACAGAAAGCAAUUCAGUUAAAUAAUGAUAGGCAGGUGAAGGUAUAUCCUUAUCAUAUUAAUGAUCCUGAGUUCGCUGAGGAAUUGGUUAACUCAUUCUUGGAAAUUACUCCAAAAGAUACGGACUCAUGUGGCCUAAAACUUGUUUUAGCUGAAACUAGUCAAGACCUUCGAAAGGAUUUCAUUUCCAAGUUCAAUUUGUCUGCCAAUGGAAACAUUACAUACAGUCUUAGUGACUUCCCAGAGGCAAGACCAGAAACUUUGCAAAGAACACGAACGAUAUUGGGGAACUUGAAACCUCAAAUACAUAAAGGAGUUCCCAUAAUAGGGGCUGGUGCAGGCACUGGGAUAUCUGCCAAGUUUGAAGAAGAUGGUGGUGUUGAUCUGAUAGUAGUGUACAAUUCGGGGCGAUUUCGCAUGGCUGGAAGGGGUUCUUUAGCAGGUUUGCUGCCUUUUGUCGAUGCUAAUGCCAUAGUGCUUGAAAUGGCCAAUGAAGUAUUGCCUAUAAUUGAAGUGAUAUUGGGUUGAAAGCUAAGCGAUUGUGUAGAAAUGGCCAAGCGACCGUUGAAAAUUGAAGACUGAGAAGGCAUUUAGGAUUUUUAAUUAUUUAAUUCUUGUAUUAGAAUCUUUUUUCAUGUACUAUUGUAGAAUGUAUAUAUAAACAUAAUAUUAAUAUUUUAUUUUGUGUAUUCAAAUGUAAAAGACAAAUGUUAUAGUUUCUAACAUAAUAUGAAUUUCAUUGA